Radiomyces spectabilis is the source of this 1710-nucleotide messenger RNA. RefSeq lists its product as uncharacterized. NCBI's taxonomy places the organism in Eukaryota, Fungi, Mucoromycota, Mucoromycetes, Mucorales, Radiomycetaceae. Gene Ontology annotation, biological process: regulation of DNA-templated transcription. Gene Ontology annotation, molecular function: DNA-binding transcription factor activity; sequence-specific DNA binding. The transcript is spliced from 4 exons. The coding region runs from base 1 to 1710 and encodes 569 amino acids. The record is from RefSeq and is a predicted model, not a curated record.
AUGAGUAAACGUCUUGCAGCCAUUGCUCCUGCUUCCAACGCUUUUUUAGGCUCUUUGCCUAUGCAGAACAAUCCUUCCAACGCAUUGACGGCUCCCAUUCUUUCCUCCGUCUCUGUCAACCAGACACUGCCCUUCACCGCUCUACCACCGCAACCUUUACCGCCAGCAACACCGGUUUCCACGACCACAUCAUCCCAAUCCACAGACCAACGUCCCAAGCUUCAGAAUGUUCCAGCAUUUCUCAACAAGCUGUUCAACAUGGUCAAUGAUCCAAGCACAGAUGACCUGAUACGUUGGUCACCCGACGGCACUUCCUUUAUUGUCACUCGCCACGAAGAUUUCGCAAAGCAAGUAUUGCCUCGCUUCUUCAAACACAGCAACUUUUCCUCAUUCGUACGUCAACUCAACAUGUACGGAUUCCACAAAGUUCCUCAUCUUCAGCAAGGUGUACUGCAAUCUCAAAACAAUUCAGAACGCUGGGAGUUUAGCAACCCUCAUUUUCAACGACAUCAACCCGAUUUGCUUUUGCUCGUCACUCGAAAGAAAGGACGGGAAGCGGAAGAAAAAGAACCAGGCAACGUCGACUUGCAACACAUUAUGGACGAAAUUACCAGUAUCAAGAAACACCAAUUAACCAUCAGCACUCAAUUACGGGAAGUACAAAACGAUAAUCAAGUCUUGUGGCAGGAAACAUUGCAGUCGCGAGACAAACAUCAACGUCAUCAGGAUACCAUUGACAAAAUUUUGCGAUUCCUGGCAUCCGUGUUCUCAGGCGAUAAGAAGCGUGAUGUGAUUCCAAGAAAGAGACGCUAUCUUAUCGGUGAUGGCACAACGAACGAUUCCAAACGAUCUAGAAAAGAGGAUCAGGAGGAAGAAAAAGAUGUGGAUCAGGAUACCGAAGAACAGGACCGAUCAGCCAAGGUACCUCGUUUAUCACCGAAAUUCAAUCUCGAGGAGUAUGGUCAUCAGGAUAGUAACAAAUCGGAUUCUGAUCUUCUCCCCUUGUUAUUCAACAACACAUCGUCUCCAUCAACAUCCACAGCUCCAUCGUCUGAAUUGGAGGCGGCCAUUGCUCUUAAUGAUGAAACCAAGAAAUUCUCGAACAAUUCGAAGCCUUCACAAUCAUUGCCGUCGGAUUUAUUUUCCAUGCUCAAUCCUUCACAGUUGCAAGGGAUACAGACGUUGAUCAGUUUGGCCCAAGCGAAUCCUGCCUUGUUCAAUCAAUUGACCAACGAGAGUUUCAACAGCGUUCCUACUUCCUCAUCCCCAAGCUCAAACACAAACACAAACAUAAACUAUAACCAGUGGAAUGAUCCCUCCGCUUCGGUGAUAUCCAGCCUGUCAUCCAUGCCAAAUAUGUCGUCCUCGGGUAAUGCUGCAACGGUUCCUGAUAUGGACUCUUUGACCAAAUCGGUACCUGAAGGUCUGACGGUUGGCGACCAGCUUGAUUCACUUGUCAAUCAUCUUGGAUUAACCGGGCCCAUCAAAUACAAUGACGCAAAUAAUCUUGAUUUCGUCAACAUGGAUGAAUUACUUAACAAUACAUAUCAUGAAAACAUCUCCGAAUCCGAGACGCCGUCGUCCUAUUUAACAACGACAAGUCCAUCUACCACCGGCGGUGCGGAGGAUUCCGUGCCACAGGUACCAAAUGCCAUUACUUCCACCACUUCUCCAUCAUCAUCCCCAAAACAACAUCAUUCUACAUCCUAA